Molecule: messenger RNA, 2521 nt
Organism: Cimex lectularius (bed bug)
Lineage: Eukaryota; Metazoa; Arthropoda; Insecta; Hemiptera; Cimicidae
Gene: NO66
Product: ribosomal oxygenase 1
Exons: 8
Coding region: 216-2420 (734 amino acids)
Cellular component (GO): nucleolus
Molecular function (GO): histone H3K36 demethylase activity; histone H3K4 demethylase activity
Source: RefSeq, a predicted model, not a curated record
UUUCAGCAGGUUAACACAUGUUCAGGUUACUCAUCUGCGUUUUAAGCGCGAACUGACUUUAUCUAUAUUUCACAAUCUCAGUUUUGUCUUUUUCCGACUUGCUUGAAAUUAGUAAAUGUGUCAUUUCACCAGAGUGGAGAUCUGUUGAAACUCAAAGACACUCGGAUUACAGUUGUUUCAAGAUUGAUUGCUCUUCGGACCGAGGAGAGACGGAAAUGGUGCCGGAAAACGAGCCUCUUUCCGCCUUCGCGGUGUACACCAAGCAGAACGGCACGUCGAAGAACGCCAAGAAGAAGAAGAAGCUGAAGGCCAGGAAGCUCGAGGCGGCCGUCGCGACCGGCAGAGAGGAGAAGAAGAAGCUGCUCGUCAAGAAACGAGAAAAGAUCGAGUCCGUCAUGAAGAAGAAGCUCAAGGAGCCUGGUACUUCGCAGAAGGAAGAGGUAAAGAAUUUGAAACCGAAGAAAGUGAAGAAGGCCAAAAAGCAUAAAAUUGAAACCAAGGAUGCUUCGCCCGAGGUGAAAAAGAAGAAGAUGAGAAAUAAACGGCCCGAACAGGACUUGAACAUCUUUGCGGAGGUGUCGCAAGGACCAUGCUCUAUCCAUUCGGUCGACCGGCCCGGCAUCAUCCAACAGGUCUCGACGCUACGGAUGGAAAAAGGUGCAGCUGCGGCUUCAACCACUAAACGGCACAAGAAUGAACUCCUCAACAAAGUCAAGAAUUUUGCUCUUCACAAGAAAAACAGCUUUGUAACAGGACAAGAGAUCCUUGAAAAAAUUUUGGCACCUUUGACGCUGGACACUUUCAUGAGGGAGUAUUGGGAGAAAGCGCCUGUUUACAUUCCAUCGUCAAACGCGAGCAAGUUCAGCAAGCUAAUUAGCACGCCGAUGAUGGACGAGAUAUUGCGUGAGAAUGUCAUUCUGUUCGGUAGAGACGUGGACGUCACUACUUACACGGAUGGCGUGAGGGAAACACACAACCCAGAAGCGAGAGCACAGGCCCAUGUCGUCUGGGACUAUUAUUCAAACGGAUGCAGCGUGCGUUUUCUAAGCCCUCAGACAUACUCACCACACCUUCUGGCCCUCAAUUCAACCCUCCAAGAGUACUUUGGGUCCUUUGUCGGCGCCAAUGCAUACCUGACACCGCCAAACUCUCAAGGAUUUGCACCGCAUUAUGAUGACAUUGAAGCUUUUGUACUUCAAAUCGAGGGUAAAAAGAAAUGGAAGGUUUAUAAUCCAAGAAACAGAUAUGAAAUGCUCCCAAGACAUUCUAGUAAAAAUUUCAAACCUGAAGAAGUCACAGAGCCUCCGGUGCUUGAAGUCACGUUAAAAGCUGGCGAUGUGCUAUAUUUUCCUAGGGGUUUUAUACAUCAAGCUAGAACUCUUUAUAAUGAACAUUCACUCCAUGUAACGGUUUCAGUAUAUCAGAAAACUUCCUGGUGUGAUCUCUUAGAAAAGGCUGUACCAAAUGCGUUGCAGAGAGCAAUUAAUGAAGACAUUGACUUUCGAAGAGGUUUACCAAUUAACUAUCUAAAACAGGCCGGUUUAGCGUACAAAACUUGUCCAGAGAGAAAAGGUUUAAUUCAAAACUUAAAAAAACUCAUCACAAAGCUUGUGAAUUAUGUUGACAUUGACCAGGCUGUAGACGAUAUGGGGACGCAGUUUAUGCACGAUGCCCUCCCUCCUGUUUUAUCGAUCGAGGAAGCGUCAUGUUCAGUGAUCGGAAAUGGAAUGCGAAUGGAGGAAAAUGGCCGUUUGAGGAAUCGAGUAGAAGUCACCCUGGAAACAAUGGUCCGACUAGUUCGUGCUAACUGCUCCAGAUUUGUAAGAGAAGAUGUUAAACUUGAAGACGGUACGACUGAAACUCAAUACAGGCUCUACCUGUCGAUUGACAAUUCUAAAGAAUACCACCAGGAAGAACCGCAGUACCUCAUUUUACCAGAGUAUAUGGUCACGGCGAUGAAGUUCCUGAUAGCCAGUUAUCCCUCUUUCACCCCGAUAAACAUGCUUCCAUGCGAAAAUGAAGAUGAUAAGAUGCUGCUUGCCAGCGAUUUGUGGGAUCGGGGUGUUCUCGUUACCGAAACGCCCUUCGAUGAAAUGAAUCAAGAUGAAACAAUACAAACCAUCUUUAAUGAUGUGUCCGGCGAUGAAAAUGACGAUUCGCAGGAAGGACACGAUGAAAACUGCGACGUGUCCGAUAUAAAGAACAUCUUGAGGGAAAUGGUGGCCGAUGAAGAACUGAAUAAAGGACAGGGCGGCCAAACUGAAAAACCACCGGCCAAGAAGAAGAACAAAAAAGAAAAGAGAUUAGAUUCACAAACAGAAAAAACGCUAGAAAUCAGCGACGAUGAGAUGGCAUCCAAUAAAUUGGAUGAUGAAUCACAGUACUUUUUAUGCAGUGAAGAAAGCAAUUGUGAUUCUUAGACGUGUAACCAGAUAAUGAUGUUAUUUGUUAAUCUAAAACAUGAAAUGUUUUAUUCUUGUUUCAGUUCAAUUCAUAUAUAUUUUUUUUAAAUUCCUGUGGA